Molecule: messenger RNA, 243 nt
Organism: Macrosiphum euphorbiae (potato aphid)
Lineage: Eukaryota; Metazoa; Arthropoda; Insecta; Hemiptera; Aphididae
Source: the annotation of a GenBank genome assembly
AUGUUGGCAGAUCUUUCCUCAGACGUCACGUUGAAAAACUUAAAAAACAAUUCAUCUCUAGAUAAAUUUUGGAUAGAAGUUCACAGCGAAUAUGAGGUAUUAAGUGAAAAGGCGUUGGGGGUCCUACUUCAUUUUCCUUCAACAUACUUAUGUGAAAGUGGAUUCUCAGCAUUUCUCAGGUUUCAUUUUACUCCAGAUAUUGAUAACAUAUGCAGUAAUAUUCAAGCGCAACCAUCCCAUUAA